GCUCAGCUCAGCUCAGCUCAGCUCCUCUUCACCCUCGGCGGAGAUCCCGAUCCUGAGCGAGUCACCCAGAUGGCGUAGCACGGACCUCGGAAGGUUCAUGUGCAAGACACGUGAUCCGAAUCAAAGCCAUCAAGAUCUGCUCAGCUCCGCCUCCGGUGCUAGUAGCAUUAUCCUCCGACCGACCUCCGAUGAUCUGCAGCUCGGGAAAAAAAGUCAUGGCGAUUACUGGAAAGUUUCGCGCAGAUGAAUGCAGUGCAGCAAUUGUGGCGCAACAAAAACACAGCGGUUUUUGACGUCUUCCUGUCUCACCAACUCCACCAAACUACCUCGCUCGCCUCACUCGUCUCACCCUCUUCCUCCCACUGCGCCGGUGGUCCUACCGGCCACGGGCGAACCAAACCGACAACCCUGAGCUACCACUCCACCGCCCUUUUUCAGACGCCCCUGCCCCCGCUGCCUCGCCGGGUCUCAACAAAACAAUAAUUGUUGCAGCGCAGCGACAGGUGAGGCGCGUCAAUGGCGUGGGUCUGACCACUGACCAUCGCCUACCUAGCUAAGUAGCUCGUCAUGGCAGCCAUCAUCGCCACCACCUCGCCACCCUCAUCGCUUAUCAUCACGAGCGGCUAGUGCAGAGGCUCCGUUCACGCAAUGAUUGGCCAUGGGUUAUGCGCUGCGGCUGCGGCGACCUUGUCGUUUGCCCUGUUCCGGCUGCCCGGGUGAACGGGUUAGUUUAGUGCCGGAGCUGUACUUCGGCUGUACGUAGCGGGAGGAGGGGAGAGUAAAGAAUUGGAGGCGGGUUGGAUGCUGUGCGUGCGCGCGGAGGACGCCCUGGCCGCCGCUGCAGCCGCGGCCGCGGCGUCCGACAAGAUGCGCUCCGUGACCCUGGGCAGCUCGAUCCGGAGAGCGGCGCGGAGGAUGGCAGGCGGAGGGAGGAGGCCGGGCGGCUCGGCGCGUCCGGGGAGCGGCGACGCGUCGGCAUCAGCGAGCUGCUCAGGGGAUGAUAGCAGCGUUGGUAGUGCCAAGAGGGAAGGGGGACGAAGGUGCAUCAUGCGGCGGUACAGAUCGCAGCUCGAGCAGGAAGUUAAGAAAUUGCAAUGGCAGCUCCAAGAAGAGAUUGACUUGCAUCUGGCGUUGGCAGAUGCCAUUAGAUAUGAUGCCGCAUUGAUACUGAAGUCUUCUACAAAGGUUCCAGACAAGGCACGGGAGCUAAUAAUUAGCAUAGCCUCUUUGGAGAUUACUGUCUCAAAGCUUGAAGAGGAUCUAAAUCACCUACGUUACCAGUUACGUCAUGUAAGGAAUGAAAGGCUACUUGCAGAAAAUAACCCAGGAUGCUUGCUACCUACAUCAUCAGAAUGCCAACCGUCCACAGCGUGCAAUUGUACAGGGGAAGAACAUGUAUCAAAGUUAAGAGAUUUGAGGUUCGGAGAUUGUCAGUUAGUGCAGUCAAUGCAAGAAGAUUUAUCAACUGAAUUUGAAGAUCAACAGGAUGAUGAAAAUGAUUGUGAAGAUAGAGAGAUGAUAUCUCCAAAUAGGCUGCUAGAAAAGCACCAAGAUGCUCGUUUAACAAGACUGUUGGAACACCAAGAUGAAGAGAUGCAAGAGGCAUGCUCUAUGGAAAAAGAAGAUCAGAGGAUAGACGUAUUACCAUUUAGCCAAUCCAAUUUGAAGAAAAGCAGCAUGACUGGAAAUGUGUGGAAUAAUCCAAACCAGCUCUCUGAAGAGAUGGUGCGCUCCAUGAGAGAUAUCUUCCUUCAUUUAUCUGCAUCUUCCAAGAUAUCACCAAAGGCGCCUUUUGAUAAUUCAUCUUCAUCAGCAGAACGUCUGUCUGGUUCAACAUCGACGUCUUUGUCAGAUUCAUCUGUAAUAGCCUCAGUGCUGCGCAGUCCUUCAAUUGACUUGAACCACGAUUAUGGUAUUAUGGAAGAAGUUACAAACUUUGAUCCAUACAAUGUUAAUGGGAAGGAAGCCCGGAGAGACAUUGGAAGCUAUUGUUCUGUAGCUGAAGUGUCUUGGAUGUAUGUUGGCACUGAACAACUUGGAUAUGCAUCUGGAGCUCUGAAAAAGUUCAGGUUUCUUGUAGAGCAACUAUCAAAGGUUGACCCUACUUGUAUGAACUGUGAUGAGCGGUUAGCAUUUUGGAUUAACCUAUACAAUGCAUUAAUAAUGCAUGCAUAUUUAGCAUAUGGUGUUCCCGAAAAUGACAUCAAACUUUUCUCGCUAAUGCAAAAGGCCAAUUACACGGUCGGUGGGCAGCCCAUCAGUGCAACUGAAAUAGAGUUUGUUAUUCUGAAGAUGAAGACUCCAGUGUAUCGUCCACAACUCUCGUUGAUGUUGGCUCUUCACAAAUUCAAUACUUCAGAGAAGCACAAGAAAUAUUCAAUCGAUGAUAAUGAACCCCUUGUGCUGUUUGCGCUUAGUUGUGGGAUGUUCUCUUCACCUGCGGUAAGGAUUUUCACUGCUGCAAAUGUUAGACGGGAGCUUCAAGAAUCAAUGAGAGACUACAUCAGAGCAUCAGUUGGUAUAAAUGACAAAGGAAAGCUUAUAGUCCCAAAUUUACUGCAGAGCUAUGCCAAGGGCAUCGUGGAGGACUCUCUGCUUGCCGAUUGGAUCUGCCGUCACCUGACAGUGGAUCAGGUCGCUGCGAUCCAAGAUACUUCAUCGUCGCACAAGCAGCGUCUUCUUGGGGUGCGCAGUUUUAGUGUCAUCCCGUUCGAUUCGAAAUUCCGGUACCUGUUCUUAUCUGACAACAGUAGGUGAUAGAACCGAAACGAGGUCCCUUAUCUAUGUGCAGAAAGAAACUAGAGUGGGCAUUUUGACAUGGUGAAAAGUGAAAAAGGUUAUCUGUAUAUUUUGUAAAUUUUGGGGGUGAUUUGUGAUUCUUCUCUGUAUGUAAAGUUAUUUCCAGUUUGUACUAAGGCCAGCUCCAACAAAAACUGUAAAACACACCGUAUCACUGUGUUGAUUGCUAUGUUUGUCCUUUUGCCAAUCGGAAGUGGGAGGAAAGCUCUCCAAUAGCGUCCGUAUCAACCGGCACAGGGAUACAGGCACGAGGCCCUGUCUGGCCAAUUAGCAAAAGCAAAAAUGAGUGUAUCACUGUAGCUAGAGGAUGACUGUGGAUCUGAAGAA
Molecule: messenger RNA, 3126 nt
Organism: Phragmites australis (common reed)
Lineage: Eukaryota; Viridiplantae; Streptophyta; Magnoliopsida; Poales; Poaceae
Exons: 12
Coding region: 802-2757 (651 amino acids)
Source: RefSeq, a predicted model, not a curated record